UGCAUACUAUAAUUGGUUCAAUCGUUUCCAUACAUAACUGUAAUAAGUGAUGAAAAUUGGCAGAAAAGUGUGAAUAAAAAAGUUUUUGUCAUCUCAUCCCCCGAUGGAUGUGUUGGAUGUGCGGACACCACUGUAACCAUGUAUUUGACAUCAGUCUGGCGGUCGCUAAAGGGCCGCUCGCUCUUCAUAUUGGUGUCGUUGAGUUGGCUCUUAUUGAUUGCCUUUCUCUUCGCUGUCACCACAGUCUUCGAGAGAGUGCCUGAAGAGUCCAAUGCAUUGCAGGCGGACAACAGAUACACAAAACUCAAUGACCGGCUCAAUGAGGCCAACCGUCAGAUUGAUCUUCUGAUGGCACAGAAUAAACAAUUGGCUCAACACUUGCAGGUAUUGACCGAACUUAAGGUCAAACGCGAAGAGCUGUCACUCGAGAGUCCGAAGACUAAUAAGAAGUUAAAAGUGCGAAACAGAUCGCCAGUGAAUGUGUUUCCGUCGACUGAGUUUGAGUUAUCUUUUCGACGCGUCCGACAGAAUAUCGACGAGAUUUGGCACCACUUGAGGAAUAGGAUGAGCAAGAAGUCCAUGAGUUUUGUGAACGAAUUGCGAUAUAAUAUGAUCUAUGAUUUGGAUGUUUUGAGUGAUAGAGACAAUCGAUGGCGUUAUGAAGAGCUCAAGAAUUUAAGUAAUUUCGUCCAGAAUCGGAUUCAUAGGCUACAGAAUCCGAGUGAUUGCGGAACCGCCAAGAAGUUGGUUUGUGAUCUAAACAAAUCCUGUGGGUUCGGGUGUCAGGUCCACCAUUUGGCCCAUUGUUUUGUGGCCGCUAUGGCUCUCAACAGAACUUUGAUCUGCGAUACCGACGACUGGAGGACCCCCAGUGAUCAGCCUAACUCCUGGGGCCGACUCUUUCAGCCAAUUAGUCAGACGUGUGGUGACCCGAGUGGUCAUAACCGCACCGAUUGGAGUGAUGAUAAACUCUUAAACUCGUAUCAAGUGCUGUAUUAUCCCAUAAUAGACUACAUGCAACCCAUUCCCCCGUUCCUACCACUCGUCAUACCCACACAAAUAGCCGAUCCACUCGUCAGACAAAGCGGUGAACCAUUCAUUUGGUUCAUCGGACAAGUGCUCAAAUACAUGAUGCGUCCGUCCAGUGAUAUGAGUCAAUACAUCGACAACUUUAAGCGAGACAAUCAAUUCAAGCACCCGAUCGUCGGCAUACAUGUGCGGAGAACCGACAAAAUCGGAACCGAAGCCAAGUUCCACACAAUCCAUGAAUACAUGUUUUUUGUCGAAGACUUUUACAACAAACUCGAUCUGAAGAACGAGAGGAACUCUGUCCACAAAAAGGUCGAACGACUCGUCUAUUUAGCCACCGAUGAGCCGGAAGUGUGGCGAAAGGAGAUCACACCCUAUCAGGAGAAGGGAUACGUGUUUAAGGGCGACAUUAAGCUGUCGGAGAGCGCCGACCCCUACCAGCGCCGGGAGUUUGAAUCGCUGCACAACGUUGUCGUCGAUUUGCUGCUUCUAAGUCAAUGCGAUUACAUUGUCUGCACAUUCAGUUCACAGAUCUGUCGCCUGGCCUUCGAGUUGAUGCAAACCAGACACUCGACCCAAGACUUGUCACAAGCCUUCUACUCACUCGACGACAUCUACUAUUUCGGCGGUCAGGUAUUUCACGGCAAGAAAGCACUGGUGAGUCAUUCCGCACAAAAUGAUCGCGAAAUCAGUUUCAAAUCGGGAGAUAUACUGGGAAUCGCUCGCAAUGAGCACAACGGCUACAACACCGGAGACCACAACCGCACCAAACAUAAGGGUCUUUACCCGCGAUUCAAAGUCACAGAAUUUGUCGAAUCGGUUCCAUUCGAUGUCUUCGACUAGUAUUCAGUCUAUUCAUUAAGUGAAGCAUUUCUAGUGAUGUUUUCAAAUUAAAUGCUAUUUAUAAAUACAGUAUAUAUUUGCG
Molecule: messenger RNA, 1954 nt
Organism: Oppiella nova
Lineage: Eukaryota; Metazoa; Arthropoda; Arachnida; Sarcoptiformes; Oppiidae
Source: the annotation of a GenBank genome assembly